UUCUCCAAUCUGCCUACAAAGGAAGCAAGCAUGGAGGAACCUUCAAAUAAGCGUUUACGUGAUGUCAGUCAAAUUUUGUCUAUUCUGCAAAAACCUAGGAAGGAAGAAAGCAUGGCUGCAGGUUAUACAGAUGACAAGGUGACCCCUACAAAGCGGCCUAAAGUUUCAAAUGCUGCAGUUCUCGAACUCCCUGAAGAUGAUCAACCACCAAAAUCAUUAGUCCCACAUGAUCAAUCAACUGAAAAUGUGGAUGCUAGGGAAUCAAGAGAAAAUAUAGACCUUGACAAACCAUCUGAUACUAUGUCUUCCAAAGAAAUAUCCAGUUGCAGUGGCAGCCAAGUAGCUAAGGACAUGGAUAAUGGAAACUUCGACCAGCAGCUUUAUUCAGAAAACACGGAGGUUGAUGCAUGGUGUGAUGGAGCAAACGCUUCCAAUAUGCCAAGUUCCGCCCCUUCUUGUGGUCAUGCUAGUGAUAAAAAGAAUCUUUCUCAGGAACUCACUUGUGUGAAGGAAAUGGACGAAUACCCAAGUUUUGAUCUUGGAUUUUAAAUAGUGACAGCAUUAUUAACAUAGAAGCCUUGUUACGGCUCAAUGAUGCAGUGGAACACAAUCAAAAUAUUGUCACAUGAAAGGUUAAUACCG
Molecule: messenger RNA, 642 nt
Organism: Morus notabilis
Lineage: Eukaryota; Viridiplantae; Streptophyta; Magnoliopsida; Rosales; Moraceae
Exons: 4
Coding region: 31-549 (172 amino acids)
Source: RefSeq, a predicted model, not a curated record